AUGGGUAAGAACAGUUCCUUUAUUAAUGAUGGUUAUCCAGAACCUUCGUAUGGUGCUCCAUUCACCUUUUUUCAGCUUGUGGUGCUGAUAUUUUUUUCUAUCAAUUUGUUCAUGAUUGUAACCAUUUUUAAAAAUGACUACUUUCAUUCAGUUGCACGUUACAUCUUGUUUACAGUCAUGUUACAUUCUGAUAGUUUCAUUUUACUAAUGAGUGAUAUCUUGCUGAUUUUAGUGCUGUCUCAGAUAACCAUUCCACUUUGGUUGUGUGUCAUUACGUGUGGUAUGACAACUCUGUAUUCAUUAGUCACACCUCUAACAUUGACAGUGAUGACUCUGGAGCGAUAUGUGGCCAUCUGCAUACCCCUGCGGCACGGAGAGCUGUGCUCAACACACCGCUCUGUGCACUGUAUCCUCAUUAUUCACACUCUCAGCUUAUUCCCCUGUGUGGUUGAUUAUUCCAUAUUUUUUGCAUCAGUUGAACAAAACGUCUAUAAGCAACAGCAGUUAUGUUCCCAACAGACAUUCAUUUUUCACAGGUGGCAGGGUCACCUUAAGUCAGCGUUACAUCAGUUCUACUUUUUGGUCAUGUGUAUUGUUAUUGCAUUCUGCUAUUUUAAAAUCUUGAAAGUAGCCAAAACUGCAGCAGGAGAGAAUAAAGAAUCAACAAGUAAAGCUCUCAGAACAGUGGCUCUUCAUGCUUUCCAGCUGCUGCUCUGCCUCAUCCAGCUGUGGAGCCCGUUCAUAGAAGAUGCAGUGCUUCGUAUUGACUUCACCUUGUUUAUAAAUGUGAGAUUUACGAACUAUUUAUUAUUUAUUAUUACUCCAAGGUGUCUCAGUUCACUUAUUUAUGGACUUAGGGAUGACAAAUUCUUUCAUGCACUUAAAAAAACAUGUUUUUCUUUCACAUAUUUAAAAAAACUGUAA
Messenger RNA from Thalassophryne amazonica, 924 nucleotides. RefSeq names its product odorant receptor 131-2-like. Gene Ontology annotation, biological process: G protein-coupled receptor signaling pathway. Bases 1 to 924 code for a protein of 307 amino acids. Gene Ontology annotation, cellular component: membrane. The transcript has a single exon. Gene Ontology annotation, molecular function: G protein-coupled receptor activity. Lineage: Eukaryota; Metazoa; Chordata; Actinopteri; Batrachoidiformes; Batrachoididae. The record is from RefSeq and is a predicted model, not a curated record.